UGAUGACAAGUUUUUGUUGGUACUUAAAUUUUUAACGGAUUGUGUUCUUUUACACAAGUUAAAUCGUCCCAUUGAGCGCUUCUUUUUAAGAAGUAAUACAAUAUGUAAUGCACAAUGAAACACAGUCGUAUUUAAAGUCGCUGAGACAAUACUAUGGUUCAUACUGAAGAAAGCAUCUGAUCUCCAUGGAAAUUAUAUCAACUAAUCGCCAAAAUGUUAAGAACAUGUCCUAUGUCCUGAGAAAGUGAUAUGUUUUAAUUACCUGGUAUCAUGGAUCCAAGGAAAAUCCAAGAGAACAAUGGGAUCCUUGCAGGCAGGGAGAGUUUUGGAAAUCUGGAUUUGCAUUUGGAUUUGGAGGACCUUGCAGACAUGAGUGAUUCGGAUUCUUCUGAUGAGAACCAGUUUUCAGAGGAGGAAUGGCCAAGUGCCAACGAAGAAGAGGAAGAGCUCAUGAAGCUGACGCAUGACAUGCAGGCCUCCAAUGAAAAGAAACCUGUAGUGACCAAAUUUAUACCCCAACCCCCACCACAAAAACCACCAGAGAUCAGUGGGGCUCUGCUGCCUUAUGAGGAUGGAAUUGAUGUUGAUAGUGAAGAAGAGAAUGAAAUUAUGAAGGAGAUCAAAGCCGAGAUCAGCAAACAGAUGAGAAGUGAAAUGAAGUCUGAACUAGAGGUGUACAGGGAGGGAAUGGAGGCCCUAGAGCAGGGACAGAUUCCUGGGGCCCGGGCAAGGGACACAAGUAAAGACGAGGAGGGGCUAGAAAACAUGGAACCCAAGUUAAAAGAGGCCUUCUUAAAGAUGCGUAAACUAGAUAGAAUCUUGGCCAAAAAGAUCAAGAAAGAAAAGGAAGUUAAGAGAGAUAGACUGCUGUUAGAACGCAGGAUUAAAGAGGAAAUAGAAGGCAUGAAAACAGAUGGAAAGGAAGAGAAUAGAGAAGAAAAGAACAACACCGACAAAUAUCUGGCAUUGACAUUACCUGCAAGACACAAUGAAGGAGUAAGGAUUAGUGAGAGUCCAGGACCAGAUGUGUUCACUACUGAAAUAAAUGAAGCCGAUUAUCCAGGACUUCGUAAAGACCAGCAACAAAAGAAUACCACCCAGAGAUCAGAUGGACAAACCAGUCAGAAUAGUCAGAGUCAGCAAGACACAAACUCUGAGUUUGGUAGUGAGAUGUCAGCUGAUUCUAGGAAAAGAAAACGUCGAAGGAAAAAUUUCAUUAAGCGGAACAAAGAAUUAGCAAAAGAUGCUGGUAGUGAGAUAGCAAUGACAGAUGAAGAGAAAGUUAGGGUGGAAGGCUUGUUAAAGGAUCUGGAUGAGCUUCCAGAUGUAUUAGAAGAUGAGGAUGGGGCUGAAAGUUGUUACCAGGUGGCUCUUCGCCCUGGGGAGGGAUUCUGUCCGGACCCAGAUGAAAUGAGGGUGCUGGAUGGAAUUGACAGUCGACUGAAGGAACUGUUGCCUCCUGAGGAAUUUGAGGAAGUGUCAGCUCGUCCUUCACAAAUGCACCAUAAAAAACUUUUCACACCAGUGGGGUUUAAGAACUCCAGUUUUGAACACUUUGGGGAGCGAGCUUUACUGGAGAACAAGGAACAAAGGGAGAUAAAAUCUCGUCUUCAGAGAAUAGAGGAUGAACUCGCCAAACUCCACAACCCCGAGGAGAUCGAGAUAGAGACUCCGGAUACUUUAUCAGAGGAUCAGCUGAAUGAUCUGUUAGAUCAUUGUGCCAGAUCUCUGUCUCGUUCAACUAUCAUGGGAAUGGAUUCAAGAGUAUCUCAACGAGAUAUGGAAUCACGAGAUACACAAAGAUCAGCUGCUUCAUCUCAAGCAUCCAUGCCCGAGUCUGAUGCAGAUUCCAUGUAUCUGCCAUCAGAGGACAUAACUCCAAGAAGUCACAGGUCUGCACGAGAAAUUCUGAUGGAGAAUCCCCCCAAGCUGUCUGAAGAGGAACUCCAGAAACUGCUGGCCGACGCCCACUUCCCCCUCCGGAGCCGACUGUCCACCCUGAGGGAGGAGGAGGAGAAGGAGGAAGAGGAAGAAAGUGAUAUCGAGUCAAGACCUACUUCUAUCUCAGCUGAAACAUGGAAGUUGAUUUCCCAAGAAAAAACUGAAAUCAGUGAACAAAAUGAAAGGGAUAGAAAUGUUCAUAAUAGUGAGGUGUUUACUAGUGUUACAGACACAGAGCGAAGUAACUCAAGGAACUCUCAAAUACCUGUGUUACCAGAAAUAAACCGAUCUGGGAGUCUAAUAGCUCAAUGGAAUAAUGAGCGACCAUCAAGUAGCAGCAGUCGCAACAGUUCUGUGCUGACCAUAAAAAACAGUUUCAAUGCUGCCAAUGUCAGCGACAGCAUAGAGAUCAUGUCUAUAGGCAGUGAGAGUGUGGCAUCCACACCCCGCCCACCCAGUGGGGACAAGCCCAGUAACCUGACCCAGAGGGCCAGGAUGGACAAAAAUAUGAUCCAGUCAACCUGAAGGUUUUAUUCUGUACUGUAAUAUUAGCAACUUGGAACAUGUUGACUCCGUCCUCUUUAUGGUUGUAUUUAUUGAACACUUUAUUUUGAUGAAAUGUUUUCUUCAUUAAAAUACAAAUAAUUCA
Magallana angulata is the source of this 2590-nucleotide messenger RNA. Its product is annotated as fibrous sheath-interacting protein 1-like. The coding region runs from base 271 to 2466 and encodes 731 amino acids. The record is from RefSeq and is a predicted model, not a curated record. The transcript is spliced from 13 exons. Lineage: Eukaryota; Metazoa; Mollusca; Bivalvia; Ostreida; Ostreidae.